This is a messenger RNA of Gadus macrocephalus (Pacific cod), 2817 nucleotides long. It is a transcript of the gene rab11a, whose product is annotated as RAB11a, member RAS oncogene family. Bases 169 to 816 code for a protein of 215 amino acids. Gene Ontology annotation, biological process: neurotransmitter receptor transport, endosome to postsynaptic membrane; exocytosis; melanosome transport. The transcript has 5 exons. The record is from RefSeq and is a predicted model, not a curated record. Gene Ontology annotation, molecular function: GTP binding; GTPase activity. Lineage: Eukaryota; Metazoa; Chordata; Actinopteri; Gadiformes; Gadidae. Gene Ontology annotation, cellular component: axon; transport vesicle; postsynaptic recycling endosome.
UUGGGCGUGGUCACGUUCCCCUGCUAACCUAGCUCUCCGGCUAACACUAAAGAUCCAUCUGACAGGGCUUUGAGAGGAAGAAGGAGACACUUCUGCUCCACCUUACCCCCACUACUUAUUCUGUGGAAAGCUUCAGUAUCGCUGUACGGUCGAGAGACGGUGAAAAGAAUGGGGACGCGAGAUGACGAGUACGAUUACCUGUUUAAAGUGGUGCUGAUCGGGGACUCUGGCGUAGGGAAGAGUAACCUGCUGUCCCGCUUCACCCGCAACGAGUUCAACCUGGAGAGCAAGAGCACGAUAGGCGUGGAGUUUGCCACGCGCAGCAUCCAAGUGGACGGCAAGACGGUGAAGGCGCAGAUAUGGGACACGGCCGGCCAGGAGCGGUACCGCGCCAUCACCUCAGCGUACUACCGCGGGGCGGUGGGCGCGCUGCUGGUGUACGACAUCGCCAAGCACCUGACCUACGAGAAUGUGGAGCGCUGGCUGAAGGAGCUGAGGGACCACGCCGACAGCAACAUCGUCAUCAUGCUGGUGGGCAACAAGAGCGACCUGCGCCACCUGCGGGCGGUGCCUACGGACGAGGCCAGAGCCUUUGCGGAGAAAAAUGGCGUUUCAUUUCUUGAAACCUCAGCUCUGGAUUCCACUAAUGUGGAGACGGCAUUCCAAACCAUACUCACUGCCAUCUACCACAUUGUGUCUCAGAAGCAGAUGGCGGACAAGCGGGACAACGACAUGUCGCCCAGCAACAACGUGGUCAACAUCCAGGUGCAGCCCACGGAGAACAAACCAAAGAUGCAGUGCUGUCAAAGCAUCUAGGACGCAUGGAGCCACAUUCCAACAAGAGCCGGCACCCCCCCACCACCUCCUCCUCCUCCUCCUCCUCCUCCACCACCACUACCACCGAUAAACAACAGCGGCGCUGAGAUCCAGCUGGCACGCUGAUAGCAGAUAGCGGCGGGGCGGCUGUGGUUGAUGCCCUGUAUCCCAAUGGAAAGAAUAGAAGAAAAAAAAAAAAACACCCGCAGUUAGAAUUACGCAGCUUCUCCCCAUGCCAUGAAAGCUUUUAUUUAGCAACGUUUUAAUCAUCAAAACCCACUCCACGCUGUUCCUAGGUAUAUCUUAGCGUUUUGUUUUAUCUGUGAUCUUGAACUCGGCUUCUGACGUGUUGUCUUCUCUCUGGCUUCGUGGUCCCCGGCGGGAGGAGGUCGUGUUUGGCUCGCAGCUUUCCCCACGUGGCCGUCGGGUUAUUGGUUUUCUCUCUUCCUUUCUUUUUGUACUGUGGGGAAGGACAAGGGCUCCGUGCUUACUGAACUUUCUACGUGCAAUCCAUUCAACGUACACACUUUCCUUUCGAAUCACGUCUCCCGAUGGCACCAUGAUUUGGGAUGCCACCGCUUAAAUCCCCUCUCUUCUGCCUGUGUACCUCUUUGAUUUGCUUGUCUCACUCUCUGCCUCAUGUUUCUGUUGCAAGGCCAUUGACAUUGCCAUGUCCUUAAUCAGCACUCAAAGGUCGUGGAGAUUGUGCUGAGCGGUGCAACUUCAAACCCUUUUUUUUAAAUGUAACAAAUUAUAAUUAUUAAUUAUUAUUCUUCGCAAUACAUAUUCACUCUUACGAUCUGAAUGUUCUUAGUUUACCGGUUGCUUUGUGAGGGACCCUGGACCGUCUGUAGUCAAGUGCAUGUGCAAUAGGGUUUUACAAGACUCAUACUGUGCCCAUUUCAAGCCUGCACAGGGAUAUCAGACACAAUGCCUCGACAGUUUCAAAGUAGAACAACCCUAUUUAAUUCUGGAAAGUAGAAAUGGCUUAAAAAUAUUGAACGACCCAUUAUGCAUUGACCCAACGUUGGAACAGUUCAGACGCUGUUCUGCAUCCAGAGCAGGUCGAGAACACAAUAGAGGUGUUAUGAGCCUCGACUGGUGGAACCACUACUUCUCCUAUACUCGAACGGCGGCUGCCAUGGCUUAACGUUAAGUGUCCAGACAUACUAGGACACCUCGUGUCUCACCCUCACCGACUUGGGUUCAGUCAUCACCACUCCUUCCCCGGAGUCACGAGUCGCCCGUGUAUAGCCACAUCGGGAAUCGGCCGUCAACGUUCCCGAAUGUUAACAGCACAACACUACUGGUUGCUCAGGAUCAACGGCGGCAAUAAAGCCUCGCUCUGCCGCGAUGUUUCCCCCCCCUCCCCUCCCCCCACUUGAAUGAAGGCUGCUGUGUUCUGUCGUGGUGCGCUGGGUUCACACUGACUCUGUCUGGCUGGACGCGGCCCAGAGCUGCUUCCUCCCACCUGGAGGACCUCUACCCAUCUCACUCCAUUUUGUUUUAGGUAUGAACUGUUGGCAGGCUGCACUUUAUCUCUGAGUGUGUGUGGUGUGGUGUGCUGCAGCUGACUGUUAGAUCUAUAUAUAUAUAUAUAUAUAUAUCUAUACAUAUAUAAAUACAACCUGUUGUGUCCCCCUCCCCCUUCUUUUUUUAAUUUGCACUGACCGCAAAGCAUGCAUCUGUAUCACGAAGAACGCACUACAGUUAAUGUCUACAUGUAUGAUUUUGAUUAAAUUUUUGGUUGCAUCCUUGUUUUGAUUGCUGGCGAUACGGUGAUAACAUUAAGCGCUCCUCUCUGAUUGUAAGUGGCUUCACAAGUGCCUAGGGAAAGACUUUAAAUUCUGUCUUGUACCGUGACCAUCUGCCUAGGAAAGGGUGCACCACUCGCGUGUGUGUGUCUGUGUGCGUCCGUGUGUGGAAGUGGUGGUGCCCAUGAUGUGGACCCACAGAUGGCACCGUCAUAUCCACUUAAAUAUAAAGUCGGUAUACAAUGAA